ACGCAAUAGAAAUCAAUUUCAUUCCAUCUAAAUAUCAAAAUAUAGGUGUAUUCAUAAUGUCGACAAAACAAUUGACAUCGAUAUCCAAAGAUACAUUUGAAAGCUUGCUAAAUUCCAUUGAUGUUGUUUUAUCGGACUGUGAUGGUGUCUUAUGGAAAGAAAAUGAAGUGAUAAAAGGAUCACCCGAUACUGUGAAUAAACUUACGGAAUUAAAGAAAAAAUUUUUUUAUGUAACAAAUAAUAACACGAGAACGAGACCUGAAUUUGUAGAAAAAUGCAAAGGACUUGGCUAUAAAGCAGAUAAAGAUGAAAUAGUAUGUACAUCAUUUUUAGCAGCAGCAUAUCUUAAAGAAAAACAGUUCAAGAAAACAGCUUAUGUAAUUGGAAGUAACGCAAUUGGUAAGGAAUUAGAAGAUGUAGGCAUCAAGCAUUGUGGUAUCGGACCUGAUCUUAUGGAAGGAGAUGAAUUGGAUUUAGUAAAGGAAUUUGAACCACAACCAGAUGUAGGUGCUGUAAUUAUAGGUUUCGAUAAAUACUUUAGUUAUCCAAAACUGUUGAAAGCCACUACUUACUUAGCAGAUCCUACUGUUUAUUUCAUUGGAACGAAUUGUGAUACAGAUAGACCUUCUCCAAAUACAAAUAAAUACCCAGGUAGUGGUUGCUUUAUAAGAGCUCUUGAAGUAGCUAGCAAUAGAUCCGCCAUAAUGGUUGGGAAACCAGAAACAUUCCUAAGUCAAUAUAUUAUUAACAAAUAUAACUUAAAUCCUGAAAGGACAUUAAUGAUUGGGGAUAACCUUAAGACCGAUAUUCUUCUGGGAAAACGUUGUGGAUUCAAAACAUUACUUGUAUUAUCAGGGGUGACCACAAAGUCCGAUAUAGAAUCUAUAAUAUCAGGCCAAAAACAAGAUGACCUCGUGAUACCCGAUUACUAUACCGACCAAUUAGGAGAUGUGUUCCAUAUUUUAUCAAAUAAUUGAAAAUAAGUUUUGAAUUAAAAAUAGUUAACAUUAUUAACAUAAUUUAUGGAUAGAUUUCAUUUUUUAUGUAUUGCAAUCAUGAAUAGAGAUCUUUAUUUUGUUAAAAUCUUUAAGUAUAAUUCCAUCAUGCAUCGAUUUUUUCUUGUAACUGAUUUUUCUUAUCGCUUUAUUAGCGAAAUUAUAUCAUAAUAGCAGUAAAGGAACUUGAUGUCAAUAUUAGUUAAGAAUUAACAAUUUAUCUGAUAACGCACAGACGAAAACAAUAUUUUUAUUGCAAAAUAAGAUCUUAUUUUUCCAAUGUAUAAAAUGUUAAUGAUGUGUAUGUUUGAGUUUAUAUAUUUUUCUGAUAUAUAAAGUCUUAAUGAUGUGUAUGUACGAGUAGUCUGUACAAGCAUCUUGAUAAAUUAGAAUGUUUAGAGAAUUGAUAUAGAAUUUCAAAAUCACACAUAUCUAAAUAAAAUAAAUUAAUAUCUU
This is a messenger RNA of Vespula vulgaris, 1451 nucleotides long. Its product is annotated as glycerol-3-phosphate phosphatase-like. Gene Ontology annotation, molecular function: phosphatase activity. The transcript has 6 exons. Gene Ontology annotation, cellular component: cytoplasm. NCBI's taxonomy places the organism in Eukaryota, Metazoa, Arthropoda, Insecta, Hymenoptera, Vespidae. The record is from RefSeq and is a predicted model, not a curated record. Bases 57 to 977 code for a protein of 306 amino acids.